Lates calcarifer (barramundi perch) is the source of this 961-nucleotide messenger RNA. RefSeq names its product NAD(P)H dehydrogenase [quinone] 1. Lineage: Eukaryota; Metazoa; Chordata; Actinopteri; Centropomidae. Gene Ontology annotation, molecular function: NAD(P)H dehydrogenase (quinone) activity. The coding region runs from base 89 to 904 and encodes 271 amino acids. The transcript has 6 exons. The record is from RefSeq and is a predicted model, not a curated record. Gene Ontology annotation, cellular component: cytosol.
GUGUAUAAAAAUCACUUUGCACAGGGGUGAGCUGCUGUUUCAAUCAAUAUACGAACCGAUUCUAUAGUUUAUCAUUCAGUGUUCGAAAAUGGCAAAAAAAGUGUUGAUUGUGUACGCCCAUCAGAGCUCUGGCUCAUUCAAUGCUGCAGCUAAAGAUGCUGCAGUGGAAGUUUUAACAGCUCAGGGGUGCACAGUGGAAGUAUCAGACCUGUAUGCUAUGAACUUUAAAGCCACUGCUACUACAGAAGACAUCACUGGACAAGUUAAAAAUGCAGAACACUUUCGUUAUGCAGAGGAGACCAAACUGGCAUGGGAGGAGGGAAAACUGUCUGCUGAUAUCACUGAAGAACAACAUAAACUCACUGAGGCAGACCUUAUCAUCUUUCAGUUCCCCAUGUACUGGUUCACUGUACCUGCAAUCAUGAAGGGCUGGUUUGACCGGGUGCUUACACUUGGCUUUGCCUACUCACAAGAUAAGCGAUACAGCCUUGGAAUCUUCAAGGACAAGAAAGCCAUGCUGUCCUUCACCACUGGCUCUCAUGAGUCCAUGUUUAGUGCAAAUGGCAUCAAUGGAGACAUGAACGUCACACUGUGGCCACUGCAGAAUGGUAUUCUGCACUACUGUGGCUUCAAAGUUCUGGCCCCUCAGAUCUACUGGGCUCCAUCUCACAUUCCCCCAGAGGCCUGCACCACAAUGCUUGAGGCCUGGCGUAAACGACUGCAAGGCCUUUUGGAGGAAGAGCCGCUUACCUUUACUCCCUUGGACUGCUUUGAUGGAGAGAAGGGUUUCCAGCUGAAGCCUGAGGUCCAUGAGAAACAUGCCUCCAAGGAGUUUGGUCUGACAGUGGGGAUCCACCUGGGAAAACCACUGCCACCCAACAACCAGAUGAAAGCUGGAGUCUGAAGAUGGCAGGUCCUACCUGUCUUCAAUUGUAUGAAAAUAAAACCCCUGAAAUUCUGA